AUGAAGAAAUCGUGGAUAUUCCUGUUUUAUAUAGCUUUUAUCGUUGCAAAAGCACAAACCGCGGCAAUUUCUAGCACCGAAACUUUGGUGGUUGCCAAGACAGAUGAUGAGGUGUCAACGCCUGCGCCGUCUGAACCGGUCACCGAUGAACCAAACGCUCCUAUCAAAGUGACAGAAAUGAGAGUUAACUCAGAGGUGACGAUGCGGUAUGCUCAUACAGCUGUUGUCACACAUGUCAGGAACCCAGCUUCAAAAGCACAAGAAGCAACCUUCCAUGUGCUAUUGCCAGAGACUGCCUUCAUCAGCGGCUUCAUCAUGACGUUGGGUGGGAAAUCAUAUAAGGCUUACGUAAAAGAAAAGAAUGAAGCAAAACAAAUUUUCAACGAAGCUGUUUCCCAGGGAACCGGGGCGGCCCACAUCGCGGCCAAAGCUCGUGAUUCAAACCAUUUCACAGUAUCAGUGAACGUGGAACCAAAAAGUGUGGCCAUAUUCAAUCUGACCUAUGAAGAGUUACUGGUUCGUCGCAACGGCGUUUACAACCACGCAAUCAACCUUCACCCAGGAACCUUAGUGCCGAAGCUGGAGGUUGUGGUACACAUCAAGGAGUCCCAGAAGAUCACAACGCUCCGAGUGCCUGAAGUCAGAACCGGCAAUGAAAUCGAUGCUACAGAAAACGACGCACAAAAUUCGAAGGCUGUCCAAACAAGAAAUGGUGACAAGGAAGCUACCAUAACAUUCACGCCCGAUUUGGACGAACAGAUGAACCUUAUUAAGAUAUACAAGGACAAAACAAAAGAUACCGUGACACAUCAUUAUUGGGACAACAAUGAGGAAGAAGACAACAGAGACGGAGUUUUGGGACAGUUUGUUGUUCAAUACGACGUGGAACGUUCUAAUGAUGGAGAAGUCUUGGUGAAUGAUGGAUAUUUUGUGCACUUCCUGGCACCAAGCUCGUUGCCGCCCCUCAAUAAGUACGUGGUGUUUGUCCUCGACACUUCCAGUUCUAUGAGCGGUCGCAAGGUUGAACAAUUGAUCGAAGCCAUGAACGCCAUACUGUCGGACCUCAACCCGAGCGAUUACUUCAGCAUUGUUGAAUUUAAUUCAGACUACUCGGUCCAUGAGCUGAAAGAAGCGGAUGAACCUCAACCUGAACCUCAAAAGUUUUCGUGGUAUGGAUCAACGUCAUCGUCAAACAAGAAACUUGUUUCACCAUCACUUGCUUCACCCGAGAACAUUGCUAAGGCAAAGGUUAUCAUUUCCAGACUGAGGGCUAAUGGAGGAACCAAUAUCGACAGCGCUUUAAGCGUAGCUAUGGAUCUUAUUCAUAAGUUCUCUGGAAAUAAAGAUGUUUCCUCGGAAAAAUCUAAUUCAAGUGAUGCUGCAAACGAAAAAGCGGUAGCAAAUGCCAACGACUUGAAAACCAAACCAGUCCAUGAAUUGGAGCCCAUCAUUAUUUUCCUGACGGACGGUGACCCGACCAUCGGCGAGACCAGCACCUCACGUAUCAUCUCACACAUCACCGAGAAGAACUCCGGAGAAAUGAGGGCUUCUCUGUUCUCACUUGCUUUCGGUGAGGAUGCGGAUCGUAACUUCUUGAGAAAGUUAUCGCUUCGUAACGAAGGCUUCAUGAGGCACAUCUACGAGGCGGCGGACGCGGCGCUUCAGCUGAGAGACUUCUACAAACAGGUUUCAUCGCCACUGCUGGCUCACGUCAAGUUCACCUACCCACGGGAACAGAUAAAAGAGGGUUCAGUCAGUAAGAACAAGUUCCGUACCGUGUACGCGGGCUCAGAGGUAGUCGUGGCGGGCGAGCUCUCUGACGACGCUGUCGAGUUGAAACCUGUCGUUAGUGGCUUCUGCGGCAACCAAGAUGGCAAAUUGAUUCCAUAUGAAAAUGAUCAGUCAAAGAUCAAAGUCACUCGCGUAAAAGACUUCUUACCUCUGGAGCGUCUGUGGGCGUACCUCAGUAUACAACAACUGUUGGACCAACGUGACGCUUCCGAAGAUACAGCCGCUAAAGAACAUGAGAAGAAAGCACUUAAUUUAGCGCUGAAGUACUCGUUCGUGACUCCGCUGACGUCAUUGGUGGUGGUGAAGCCGAACGAAACGAACGCGGUGGACGCUGAAUCUGUAGACAAAAAUAGCAACAACUACAAUUUUAAUGUUAUAAUAGAAGUUCUAGAGGAAAUAUUAUCAUUUUCUAGUCGUAUCAUUCCUUUUGUUAUAGCUCUGUCAUUUAACGCAAUGCCUCAAGCACCUUUAAGUCAUCAUUUAUUGAUAGCCCCACAAGCAUACAGACCCACGGUUAUGGGUGGGAAUGGAGACGCUCUCGCUUUGAUAGGAGGUUUCCAUGCUCAAGUAGAAGCCGAGGAGGUCGACGAAAGCUUUGACGACAUUGGUUCAAAUUCAUUUAUCUCGACCCCAGUACCAGGGUCGCAGUUUUUCCAAAGUGCCACCACUGAAAUCCCAGAUCAGGAGAAAUACCAUUUAGAGAACUACAUGUGGACUUUAGGUUUAGUGAACAACACCGCUGACGCUCUCGUGUUUAUGGAUAAUGGAACCGAAAUAGUUUUACAGCUCUCUAAAGACCGUAAUGCUCCUCGUGGUAACUCCGACGAGUCAUGUACGAAUGUGCCCGUUGACGCAACGGGUCCAUCACUGCCUCUUGUACCUGUUGAAGCCUCCUGUGUUUACAUCACUCGUUGCUCCGCAGCCAGGAACCUCACUGAAGAUGACUAUCGCAGAUCAUACUGCCGCGUUGACAACAAAUACGCUGGUGUUUGUUGCCCGAGUACCCAAAUAGACACCGAGGUGGUACCUGUUAUAUAA
This is a messenger RNA of Danaus chrysippus (African queen), 2829 nucleotides long. Lineage: Eukaryota; Metazoa; Arthropoda; Insecta; Lepidoptera; Nymphalidae. The record is from the annotation of a GenBank genome assembly.